GUAAAAGAACAUAAUUAAGAAAAACAAUAUUGUUUUAUAUACCCAAGAGCCAAGAGUCACUUAUUAUCUCCUCACUCACACAAAAUUUCUCUAAUGGCUACAACAACAUCAUGGGAAGAGCUCUUAGGUUCAAAGAAUUGGGACACUCUCUUAGACCCAUUAGACCAAUCACUUCGUGAACUCAUCUUACGUUGCGGAGACUUUUGUCAAGCCACCUACGAUGCCUUCGUCAACGACCAAAACUCCAAGUACUGUGGAGCCAGCCGCUACGGCAAAUCUUCUUUCUUCGAAAAGGUCAUGCUCGAAUCCGCUUCUGACUAUGAGGUUGUAAGCUUCCUCUACGCCACAGCUCGCGUUGCUCUCCCCCAAGGUUUGCUUCUCGGCUCGCAAUCACGAGAUGCUUGGGACCGUGAGUCUAACUGGUUUGGCUACAUUGCUGUCACAUCUGAUGAACGGACUAAGGCUUUAGGACGCCGUGAGAUCUAUGUAGCUUUGAGGGGAACGAGUAGGAACUACGAGUGGGUUAAUGUUUUGGGGGCUAGGUCCACUUCAGCUGACCCAUUGCUGCGUGGACCGGAGAAGGAUGACUCUGGUGUAGUCGAAGGUACGACUUUUGAUAGUGACAGUGAAGACGAAGAAGGGUGCAAGGUGAUGCUCGGGUGGCUCACAAUCUAUACUUCUAAUCAACCCGAAUCGAAAUUCACCAAGUUGAGUCUACGGUCACAGUUGCUAGCUAGCAUCAAAGGGCUCUUACUGAAGUAUAAGGACGAGAAACCGAGCAUUGUGUUGACUGGACAUAGCUUGGGAGCUACAGAGGCUGUUCUAGCCGCCUAUGAUAUAGCCGAGAACGCUUCCAAUGAUGAUGUUCCGGUCACUGCUAUUGUAUUUGGUUGUCCACAGGUUGGAAACAAGGAAUUCAGAGACGAAGCAAUGCGUCACAAAAACUUGAAAAUCCUCCAUGUAAGGAACACGAUUGAUCUCUUAACUAGAUAUCCAGGGGGACUUUUAGGGUAUGUGGACAUGGGAAUCAACUUUGUGAUCGAUACAAAGAAGUCACCGUUCCUAAAAGAUUCAAGGAAUCCGGGGGAUUGGCAUAAUCUUCAGGCGAUGCUACAUAUUGUAGCUGGAUGGAAUGGGAAGAAAGGAGAGUUUAAACUGAUGGUGAAGAGAAGUAUUGCUUUAGUAAACAAGUCAUGCGAGUUCUUGAAAGAUGAGUGUUUAGUGCCAGGAUCUUGGUGGGUGGAGAAGAACAAAGGACUGAUCAGAAACGAAGAUGGUGAAUGGGUUAUUGCUCCAGUUGAAGAAGAACCUGUACCUGAAUUCUAAUAUUGUAUUCUGUACUUUAUUCAUGUUAAAUCAACAAUAAGCAGUUCAAUUGUGUGAUGAAAAGACCUUCAAGUUAUUUAUAUUGAUAUGAGUUUACGA
Messenger RNA from Camelina sativa (false flax), 1425 nucleotides. NCBI's taxonomy places the organism in Eukaryota, Viridiplantae, Streptophyta, Magnoliopsida, Brassicales, Brassicaceae. The record is from RefSeq and is a predicted model, not a curated record.